Gekko japonicus is the source of this 1508-nucleotide messenger RNA. It is a transcript of the gene ING5, whose product is annotated as inhibitor of growth family member 5. The transcript has 8 exons. Gene Ontology annotation, biological process: positive regulation of DNA-templated transcription; positive regulation of apoptotic signaling pathway. Gene Ontology annotation, molecular function: chromatin binding. Gene Ontology annotation, cellular component: nucleus. The record is from RefSeq and is a predicted model, not a curated record. Bases 170 to 892 code for a protein of 240 amino acids. Lineage: Eukaryota; Metazoa; Chordata; Lepidosauria; Squamata; Gekkonidae.
GUUUUUGGUCCCCCCAGUGCGCCCCACCCCCUUAUUUAUAUGCGCCUACUGCUCAACCAAUCGGCAACGACACUUUAUGACUGUGGAAUGAGAGGCGCCCGGCCAUUGCGAAGCCGCCCGGGUGACAGCAGCGAGUGCGGGCCGACGGGUGGGCGUUGGCUGGCGCGGGAUGGCGGCGGCCGCCUUGUACUUGGAGCACUACCUGGACAGCAUUGAAAACCUCCCCUGUGAGCUCCAGAGAAACUUCCAACUUAUGCGUGAACUGGAUCAGAGAACAGAAGACAAGAAGGCAGAAAUUGACGCUCUUGCGGCCCAGUACAUUUCAACAGUGAGGAAUAUGACCUCAGAGCAAAGGGUGGAAAUCUUGCAGAAGAUACAGAAUGCUUACACGAAGUGUAAAGAAUACAGUGAUGACAAGGUGCAACUGGCAAUGCAGACAUAUGAGAUGGUAGACAAGCACAUUCGCCGCCUGGAUGCUGACUUGGCACGAUUUGAAGCUGAUUUGAAGGAUAAGCUGGAAGGCAGUGAUUUUGAAAUCCCUGGAAUGCAAAAUCUGAAAAAGGGGCGAACUCAGAAAGAUAAAAAAAGUUCCCGGGGUCGAGGCCGGCGAACAUCAGAGGAAGAUGCUCCAGUGAAAAAGAAACCAAAACGAAGAUCUGAAUUAGCUGAAACCAUCCUCACUGUUCAUCCUUCAGAUGUCCUGGACAUGCCAGUGGAUCCCAAUGAGCCCACAUAUUGCUUGUGUCACCAAGUAUCCUAUGGAGAAAUGAUUGGCUGUGACAACCCAGAUUGUCCGAUUGAAUGGUUUCAUUUUGCUUGUGUGGAUCUCACCACCAAACCCAAAGGGAAAUGGUAUUGUCCUCGCUGUGUUCAGGAGAAGAAGAAGAAGUAGGAGAAACGAUAGGAAUUACAGUUUGAAAGAGAAAGUUUAAUAUAUUUCUACAUAUUGCAAUAUUUUAUUUUUACUGACCCAUCUUCUUGUUUGAUUUAGUAUUUGACUGUUUAGUGGCCAGUUGUAUUUUUGCAUAAAUGGAGCUGUCCUAAUGAGGAAAGAAAGAUUUGGAGAAAACUCACUGCCGUGAUUUUGUUCCCUACUCUGGUUAUGCUUCCAUAGCAGUGUAACCAAUGUAAUGAAGUACUAAGGGGUAGCCCUGCACUGGAAUUUUUGCACAUACACUGAGGUCUGUGAAAUCGGCUAUGGAGUUGCAGGAGAAGAAAAUAAAUACCAUUGUUGAUGAAGCAUAGUCAUUCUGCACAACAUUUUUGACGGAUUUUAAAAAUAACCACCUUUCCAAACCUUAUAGCUGCUGACAAAGAGGUAAUUGUUUUAUGUUGUUGUUUUAGUGGGCAGUUUUGCUCCUUCAGAGGAAAGCUGUAAGGCAGUGGAUUUUUUUUACACUAUCUCAAAGAAAAAUAACCUAUAUUGGUUAAUCUUUGUUCUAUGAGUGAACUUCAGGAGGUUUAUAUCUGUUCUCAUUUUUGAUUUGUACCUUUGGGCUUUAUACUGU